Lymnaea stagnalis (great pond snail) is the source of this 8219-nucleotide messenger RNA. The record is from the annotation of a GenBank genome assembly. Lineage: Eukaryota; Metazoa; Mollusca; Gastropoda; Lymnaeidae.
CAGAGCCAUUCUAUCUGCUGGAUUAUUCAUUGCUGGUAAGUUACGGUAAAUAUUUAUUGUUCAGAUUACUAAUAAGGGUAACAUAAUCACCCUAAGAUCACCCGAGUGAUGGAACAUUUAAUUAUGCUUCAUAUUAUUUCCGAUUUAAAGUUGAAUUUUUAAAAACUUUUUAGGUAUGUAUUUAUUUUUUUCCAGCAAUUUCUCUAACAUUAUACUUGACUUAAUCGUGAAUCGAAUUCUCACAAAAAGAUUAAAGAUAAUGUGUCAAUAAGUUUGCUGGGAUAAAGUAUCUAGAUUAACUCCAAACUUGAAUUAGCAAGCUUUUCUUUUUUUUAAAAAAAAACACUAUUUAACUAAAAAAAAGACAUGUUCAUAUAAUAUUCUUUGUAUUUUCUUGUCGGGUCGUACCUCUAAGCACAAUUUAAGCACUUUAUUUGUUGUUGCUAGUAGGCACAGUUGGCAUCUUUUAGCGUGAUCGCAGUAUCUCCCCAGCAUCCCCCCUCCCCUUCCCCACAUAUUUUUUUGGCUAUAAUUAGUCUGUUAGACAGGGAUUUAAAUAGCCAGCAGCAUUCUGAUUUUAUAGUCUCUUGUUUUGGGUGGUAUGUAGGCCGGGUAUUGUUUGUACACGUAUGUGUUUUUCCCUCAUUCUUUCAAUAUCUUCGAAAAAUGAUGACGUCACUCACUCAUUUUUUUUUUUUUUUUGAUGUUGUUUUCUACAUAAAAAUCAAUUUAAUCCUAAUACCUAGGAGACUUAAUCUUACAGAAAUCUUUACAAGCUUCAACUAGCAUAUUGAAAGAAUUUUGCUAUCUUUGCUUUAAAAAUAGUGAUUAACAGAUCGUUGUUUUAAUGAAUGUUUGUCUUAUCCCACGUGUAGUGGAAUUAAAUGGAGAACCCUUAAUGUGAAAUGGAUAAGCACUGUACACUAUUGCCUGCCUAUGACUCUUCAGCAGGAACACACAUUUCGAUUGUCAAAAGAUUACGUCUAUUUUUACCGACUGUAUUAAAAAAAUGUAAUUAUACUUAAAGUGCAGGUUUGAGUGUAGCCUACUUACUCUAAAUUUGCAAGAAACGGCGCUUGAUCGGUCUGUGCAAUUUUGACAUGAUUAGCCACAAAACGAUAGGGUGAUUGAGCUUUUUAAAUUUAGGAUGACUACAAUUGUAAUAUUUUGCAAAGAUGUAGACCUUACGAUAUCCUAUAUUUUAAUUGUAUGAUCCCUAAACUAUCAUCCUCAUACAAAGAUUAAGAACGUAGCCGAAUGUUAUGCAACAUAUUUUUAAUGAAUGCAUUCAAUCUAAAUAUUAUGUAAAGUUAUUAGUAUAACUCUAACAACUUAUCUAGGCCUUGAAGACAUGUAAGUCUUAUGACACCGCCUUUUGGAUUUGGCCCCGAGAAUGAUAUGAUACGUCGUUUCCUAGUGUUAGUGUUCUGCAUUUGUCCUUUUUUCCCCUUCUUCUCCAGCCCAGUGUCAACUCUUAGACAGGUCAGAGUUUGGAGACGGAGAGUCAUUCAAUCUGACAUGUGAUAUUAGAAGGAUUGGCAACGUUCCACAGGAAGUGACAAGAAUUAAUAUUUUGUCCAUUGAGAGAGCCGUGGGCUCAAGUACACAGGCUGCAGAUAUUGCUAUAUACUCUUCGAUUCCUUCAGAAUACCUUCAAAGUGUAAGAGAUUAAGACAUGAUCUCAUCAUUUAAUGACAAUGGAGCACAACGGCAUCGUUCAUUUCUCUUCAUUCAACUCAAUAUGGAUUUUGUGUAAUGUCAGACACCCCUUCAAAUCUCAAUCUCAUUUCUCACAACAUUUUAAGAAAAUUAUAAGAACUUUAUCAAUGAGUUGCUCACCACUGUAGAAUUAAUUUAAGAAGUCUCUCAUUUAUUUUCAAAUUUGUGUUAUAUUUUAAAGUAAAUACGGUCCCUCCUGCAUUCAUAUGUCUCUGAUUAUAAUUGUUCAUAAUCGUUUUUCUUCUUAAUCAUUAUGGACUUUAUCAAUGUCUGACUCUGAUAUUACUUUUAAUGUUUCAUAAUCAUUCAUCGAGUUCUUGUUUUUAAGUAUUUGGAUAUUUUCAGAUUUUUUUUUCCAGAACAGCCUUAAAGAUGUAAAAUUAUUGCUGUUUGUAUCUAUUAAUAGUAUAAUAUUUUCAAAAAAAUAUCUUCAUCAUCAUGUAUUUAUGUGUUUAUUUUUCCUUCAGUAUAUUCCAAAUGGUAGAUUGUGGGUGAUUGGAGGAUCUGGUGGGAGAGGCUCCGACAACAGGGCAACGAUAACACUGACACUUUAUGUGCCAGAUGCUAAAUGCUCUGAUGCAGGAUUAUACAGCUGUGACGCCGGCUUUGCUCCAGUAGGUGGUAUUUCGGCAGCCAGCCGUUCUCAGACAAUAACAUAUAAAGGUGAGGUUGCUUUCUUCAUUGGUCUUAUUGGGUGAGUCAGGCCCCUGGUUUAGAUUUACAGAGCUUGAAUGAGACGUCUUUUUGAACUUAUUCGUUUCUACCAGUGCUUGUUUGAUUCUCCAUGUUAUUACAAUUAUCAACCGUUUCAUGAUAAAAGAGGCCUACUCCCGAGACUUAGUGUUGCUGAUUAGGUUGACCUACUUUUGAAAGUCCGCAGCCUAAAUGCCCAAAUUUAUUUUUGUUCCUAGCAUUGAUUUUCUUCUCACACAGUUGCCAUCUGGCCUUGAUUUUCUUCGCACACAGUUGCCAUCUGGCCUUGAUUUUCUUCUCACACAGUUGCCAUCCGGCAUGCCCACUCUCAUUUAGAUACACAAUAUUUGUUGGACGUGUCAGUGGAAAUAGUUUAUACUGAUAAAUUUCUCCAUCUCUCCAUCUUUCAUGCAUUCACUUUAACGAUGAGGGUAGAUGAAGAGAGGUGGAGUGAAAAUGUUGGUUUUAGUGAGAUUGUGACGCAGAAUUUGAUCGUGUGAACUGAACAUAAAAUUCGACCAAAAUUCCGUUCGAUCAACCUCCCGUCGACGAAAUUUCUUUCAAACAAAUUUCCUGAAAAGAAUUUAUUUAGUAUGCUAAAAAAAACACCCUAGAAACGCAGCAACGUGUCAAGGGAAUGAGAGAGGAGUCGGGGAAGAAUAUACAACAUUCUAGUACUUGGGUUAUUUAAAAGCUUAUUUCAAUGGUUAUAACCGAUUACUUAUUGCUCAACAUUAGAGCCAUUGGUAUCGACCAGCCAAUCCCCGAUUUCGGUCACAUCGGGUACUUACUGACCAAAUUGGGACAAGGUAAAUCUAGUCUUGAUUAAAAAGAUUUUUUGGCGCAAAAUAAUGACUUUGAAGGACAUUUUGUUUUAAAAAUGUACAAACAAUUGAUCUUUUCUCAUUGUAACUGUAAGACGCCAUUUUUUUAAAAAAAAGAUACUCAAACGGGAAGGUUACAUAGAUCGGAAGUGGAAGACCUACCGGUCAGUCUCACAUCAGCACAUCACAUUUUCGAACGGGGAUUCCAGCCGUUUCUAGCAGUGGCUGGUCAAAGCAGCGUAUACACUGGUCAUUCAGAGCUGUCCUUCUCUUAGAUGAGUUGCGCUCCAAGGCUUAUGAGUCCCAUCCACCCGGGGUGGUUUGAACUCGAGACCACCAGCUACUUGGUUUGAGACAGUUUAGACCACUCGGCCACCCGGCAACCAAGUUGCCAAAGUGUGAAAAAAGUCAACAAUUUAAGAAAUAAGCUGAAAUUCGGGUUUAGACAGUAACAUGAUAUAUAAAUAAGCCUAGUAAUUUAAAAACAAAUGUGUUAAUUUUUUUUAAUUCGAACUUACUUAUAACGAAAUUAUUAUUUUUUCAUCUCUAGACUAAGAGAUACACGCGUUUACCCAGUUAUUCUAGUUUCGUAAAACUAUGGUAUGAUGUUUUGUUUUGGUUGUCUAGGUGAGUAUUGUUUGCAGUAGAUAGUCAUAAUAAUCAAGCAUGUACAAAAUGUAUUUAAAGUGAGCGCCUGUUGGAGAAACACACAAAGAAUCUCAACAGCUUUUACAUCAUCUUAACAAAUUAUUUUAAAGAAAUCGAAUUGUUUGUUUAUUUAUCAUUUGGUUACUGUCCACCCAACAGCGAGAACAGAGGCACCAGUGCUUACAUUGGACCACCACAAUGGCAAUGCAUCUGACUUCCACACUAGCAUGAAGGGACAACUUGUCAAAUUAAGGUGUACCUUUCAGGUAGGUAAUAAAACAUGUAUUUUAAAAUCAAAAGUAUUUUUAUGUUUUAAAAAAAGUCAAUUUUUCCAAAUUAUACUAUUUUUCUUACGUAAUGUGGACCAAAGUAUUUUUUUAGCAAUGGUUUACCUUUGUAACGUAAAAUAUUGUGAUGUCAAUUAUUUAUAGACAAAUCAAUUUUAUUACCGGUAAUUAUUAUUAAACAUUUAAUUAUCUUUUACCAUAUAUUUAUAUAUAAGAAAAUAAAUAAUAAAUAUAGAUAGUGUUAAUGAGUUGAAAUCGACAAUGACCAACUGAAUGAUUACUUUAGCUAAUUGUGAACUUGGCCCUGGGUGCGCAGAUGGCUGAGUAGACCGGUUCUGCCACGAUAUGUCCUUUUUGCAGAAUUAACCAGGGAUCUUCUGGCAUGUCUGCUGUUCUCUUCAGCCGCUAUUCUGUUGGCUCUGUGUUGCAUGGAGCCAUGGUGUAAAAAGAAAAGACACGAUCUUCAAUCCUUGGUCUCGUCACUUCCAAUGUGUCCGUGUCUAUAUCGCACGCUUUCAGUGAGACUUAAGUGUGUCUUUAAAGCAAUUCAACUGUCCACUAGCAAAUAGCCCUCCAUACUUUAAGAGCUCCCCAUAAAUUAUUCCUUCUGACGCGCGGUCUUCUGGCACUGGCACAAUUUAUCCCGCCAGGCGAAUCUGGGACUGCAUCAAAGUGGUAAAGGUGCUGUGGAGACAUUCCUGUGAGAGUGCAUCGGUGUCUGGGACCAUGGCCCACUAUUUCUUCUUCUUCUUCUUCUAUAUCUUAAGGGCCCACGAUCAAUUUAUUGAUCAUUUUGGCUCCUAUGCAUGUAGAUGGGAUUUGCAAUGUUUCUGUUACUGGUGGUGAUGAGGAAAUUAUGCACUAGGGGUUUGAAGGCAUUUGAUGUUUAGGAUUGUCGCAUGAAAUUCGAUCAACAUUGUUGCAUGGUGUUGAUGGGCUGUCCGUGUUUCCUGUGCGUAGAGAGCUACGCGGAGGACAUCCGCCUUGUAUAUUUCAUUUUAGUUUGAGUGAUGGUACUUCACCUGGUCCAUACAUUCAUGGGCAAUGCGCCAUAGGUUGCACUGGCGCUCGCAGUUCCGGAAGUUAACCUCGCCAUCGAUGGUACCUCUUUGGGACAGUGUGCUGCCAAAAGUCAGGAGAAUCUAUUGACCACUUUAAGACUUUCGCUGCACACUUUCACGUUGUGGCUUCGAGGCAUUGGUUUGGUAAAGGACCUCAGUGUGUUCAUUGUGAUAUUGAUGUUUUUGGCAAGCAUUGGAGUUAUUAAAAACACCGUGCUGUCUAUCAUGUUCCGUUCCAGCGUUUAGGGCCAACAUAAACACAUAUAUUGAUAAAAGUUAAUUUUUGUGUGUGAAAUAGUACGAAUCAGUUUUAAAAAAUGGCGAUAUAACAAUAUCAUUGGCUCUCUUUGUAUACUUCAUCUUUUAUCAGGGUUCAAUGGGUCUUGGAGUUACCUGGCUGACCGGUCCUAGCGGAGGAACCAACUAUGCGACCGUUCCGUUGGACCAUGAUAUUACGACGGUGACACCCAGGCCUACCAGUGACCCUUGUUUUUACGGCGAAUAUGUGUCCACCUUGACGUUCAAGGUACCUGGUGUUGACACUACGUACAUUUGUGUGGUGAAAGAUGGUGAUGAUGAAGCCACCCGAAAGAACUUCAAUAUUGUUAUUAAACCAAGUAGGCCAAACCAUUUUUAAAAAUUAAGUAAUAUUUUUUAUAACUUCUCUUUUUAAAUAAUGAAUAAAUUAUAUCAUUUGCAGAUGUUAAAAAGUUAGUUCGUCCAUGAAAAAAUCGAUCAUUAAACAUUUUAAAAAUAGUAUUGGUUAUUGGGUUAAACUGGCUCUGGGUGAUUGGGAUAAAUUUGGAUGGGGGUGCUAGUAAUGAAUGUGGCCCUGGGUACUGGGGCUGAAUCUGGCUGUGUGUGCUGGGGAUGAAUCUAAGUGUGGGUGCUGGGGUUGAAUCUGGCUUUGGGCUGGGGCUGAAAAGGGCUAUGGCUGCUGGGGGUGAAUCUGACUGUGGCUGCUGGGGGUGAAUCUGACUGUGGGUGCUGGGGGUGAAUCUGACUGUGGCUGCUGGGGGUGAAUCUGAGUGUGGGUGCUGGGAAUAAAUUUUUCUGUUUGGGAUUGGGCUGAACUGGCUGUCUGUGCUGGUGUUGAAUCUUUCUGUGGAUGAUGGGGCUGAAUCCAGCUGUGUGUGCUAGGGUGUGCUGAGGGCUGAUCAUGCCGUUUGUGGAAUGCAAUUUUCUUGUAAAAGGUCUAGGGGAUGCGUGGGAUAUGUCAAGGUGCGGAGUUCACUCUGUUUAAAUUUUGUUGUUGUUGCUAGACACCAGCUAUUAUGUUAGCCUCGUGUUGCAUGAAGCCUGUGUGCAGGGGGAGCGCCACGUGUCUCCAUGCAGUUCUGACAGUUCCAUUGUGUUCGGGUUCAUUGUGAAGAGCUGAGAAUUGGGGUUUUGAGUGUGUCUUCAAAACUCUUAUGAUGUACCCCAUGCCGCCAAAUCAAACCGCUUUCCCUGAUUAAGUUUUCAUAACAAUAGAAUUAUAACAAAGGGACACAGAAAAAAACAAUAGAAUUAUAACAAAGGGACACAUACCAAAACAAUAGAAACAUAACAAAGGGACACAGACCAAAGCAAUAGAAACAUAACAAAGGGACACAGACCAAAACAAUAGAAACAUAUCAAAGGGACACAGACCAAAACAAUAGAAACAUAGCAAAGGGACACAGACCAAAACAAUAGAAACAUAGCAAAAUGACACAGACCAAAACAAUAGAAACAUAACAAAGGGACACAGACCAAAACAAUAGAAACAUAACAAAGGGACACAGACCAAAGCAAUAGAAACAUAGCAAAGGGACACAGACCAAAACAAUAGAAACAUAACAAAGGGACACAGACCAAAGCAAUAGAAACAUAACAAAGGGACACAGACCAAAACAAUAGAAACAUAACAAAGGGACACAGACCAAAGCAAUAGAAACAUAGCAAAGGGACACAGACCAAAACAAAGGAUGCAUAAAAAAAAUUUAAGUUCAUGGGUCAAUUUCUUCUGGUAAUAAUUUUUUGUUGGCGUAAAAAAAUAUGCACUACUCUUUACCGAUCAUGUACUACUAAAAAUUUGAUCAAUUACUAACUACAUUUCCAAUUCGUAUAGUACUUUUUACAUAGUGCCUCAGCUUUGAAACAUAUCAAAUAUAUUGUCUGAUUUAUGUGGAUUUAAUGAUAAGACAUUGAUAUUUCUUUUUUUUUAAAUUAAAGAUUUAAUCUCAACUUUUAAUUUUUUAAGCAAGUUAAUGUAAUGAUCAAAACAUUUUUAUAUAGUUACAAUUAUUGAUUUGUUCCUAGUUCGAUCUCCUUUUGGUCUGACUAAAGUGCCCCCCCCCCGGCCCGCCACUCUCUUAGUCCCCUACUAUCCACCCCAACCCCACCCCACCCCCAGUCGUUAGGGUGGGUCACUUAUUUGACGGAAAUAGUGAAUGUCAUCAUUCUUAAUUUGGCUAUAAUUUUUACAUUUUUCUUUAACAUGUAUGAUUACUGUCCAACAAACACCCCCCGUUCAGUGCACAGUUUCUACCUUCGGGACUUGGUCUGGUUGUCAAAAAGAAAGUGGGGAGGGCGGUGUCUUUUUUAUAUUCUACAAAUUUUCGUAUCAAUGUUUCUUCAUGUGAUUCUAAUAAAAUACCCCCUGGUGACAUCAGUCUAUGUGUUUUAAAGGCAGCAAAAGAGAUGAAUGUGUAAACCUAGUUAUUCCCGUUUCCCAUCACAAUCUUAAAAUGUCCCGAUAAGCCUGGACAUGUGUGAAACUUUUUCUUUGGUUUUUGUUUAGGAUGCUUGAUUAUUUCAUUAAGUCUUUCAGAAAUCUUAUAAAAUAUAGCUUAUACAUAAAAGAAUUAUCUUUGAUAUUCUAGCCAACCAGGGCACGCACUUGGGGAUCGUGGACCCACACUGGUUUGCCAGGAACAUGUUGGUAGUGGUGGCGGCGACGUUCCCGUGGUCUAGAUUUGUCUAGGGUCACCUGGACGAAGGAAAAAAAAAACAACUACUUGGCC